Theileria parva strain Muguga is the source of this 543-nucleotide messenger RNA. RefSeq lists its product as uncharacterized. The record is from RefSeq and is a predicted model, not a curated record. Gene Ontology annotation, cellular component: mediator complex. The transcript has 3 exons. Bases 53 to 508 code for a protein of 151 amino acids. NCBI's taxonomy places the organism in Eukaryota, Apicomplexa, Aconoidasida, Piroplasmida, Theileriidae.
UGUGGUGUAUUAAUUAACAUGAUUGUUUUUAGAUUUUUUAAUAAAUUUUACUAUGUCUUAUUUUAUAUCACCUGUUGCUCAGGAAACUAUCACUAAGCUUCAAUACUUACUUCAAAACACUUUAUACACCUACGCCGAAAUUGUUUCAACUCUUGAUCAGGAAUCUUCCAAAGAACUCAAUGAGGAGCUUUCGAAUGUUGGCAUAAAAUCGCAAGUUAGUGACCCUGACUCGAAUGUUACCACUGAUAAGAACAUGGAUUCUAAAUCUAUAAAUAUGGAGGAAUUUAUCGCAGAACGUGUUGAACGUCUUGGGGUUCUGAAUGACCAAAUCCAGGCACAUGUAGAUUUAUUACCUGACUCUUCAAUCACUCGGGAACAAAUAGAAUCUACAAUUUCAAUUCUUGACACCGAAUGUGUAAAAACUGCCAACGAACUUGAACUUUUAUACGCAGAAUAUGAUAAAAUUUACAAUAAAUUAAAGGAUGCCAUCAAUCUUAAACACUCCUAAACACCAAUCAUGAAUAUAAAUCACCCUGAAUUAUA